Molecule: messenger RNA, 1075 nt
Organism: Abrus precatorius (Indian licorice)
Lineage: Eukaryota; Viridiplantae; Streptophyta; Magnoliopsida; Fabales; Fabaceae
Product: NADH dehydrogenase [ubiquinone] 1 alpha subcomplex subunit 6
Exons: 2
Coding region: 127-525 (132 amino acids)
Biological process (GO): response to oxidative stress
Source: RefSeq, a predicted model, not a curated record
CUUUUUCGAUGUUCUAAUUCUCAUUCUCUCAUCGUAAUGUUCUACCAGUCGCGAAAGGGGGAAAAAUAGAACAGAAAGAAAGCAGCAGCAGAAGCGAACGGGUUGUGACUGAGUGAGUGAGUUAGAAUGGCGAGCGCGCUUCGGAACGUGAAGGUGCCUCCGAACUCAGCGAGUCUGGAGGAAGCGCGUCAACGAGUCUUCGAUUUCUUCAGAGCAGCUUGCAGAUCGUUACCCACCGUCAUGGACAUCUACAACCUACACGACGUCGUUUCCAUCCCCCAGCUUCGCUCCACCAUCGCCUCCGAGAUCCGCAAGAACACUCACAUCACCAAUCCCAAAGUGAUUGAUAUGCUGCUUUUCAAGGGCAUGGAAGAGCUGAAGAAUGUUGUGGAGCAUUCAAAGCAGAGGCAUCAUAUCAUUGGUCAGUACGUAGUUGGUCAGCAUCGCCUUGUGCAGGAUUUGGGAACAAAAGACCAGGGCAUAUCUACUUUUCUUAAGAAUUUCUACAACAGCAAUUACUUUUGAAGCUUGAUUGUGAGCUGUUCUCUGUUUCCUCAAAUAAAGAAUUAUCUUAAGUUUUAUAUGUCAAUACUGGAUUAAGAUAAUACUUUUGUCAGAUUAUUCUGAUGUAUUCAUUUUUCCUGGCUUAAUUUAAGAAAGUGAUGUUUUGAUGAUUUUGCGCACACGUGCGCAUUGCUAAAAAUAUUGUGACGGUUUACUAUUUGACGCCAUUGCAAAUGGUAAAGAUUGCCCCAAAUGAAUAUAUCGGCAUAGCACGCAAGAGAGUAGAUAAACAAUAUUGUAUUUUGGUUUUAAGGCCAUGUAUUAGAUCACUACAAUAUGCAGGUACUAUUUGUUGUUUAUAGUGCAUUAUGUCAUUGCAUUGCAUUUCCCUGUAAUUUUGCCAUUUAGAUCUGCCAGUAGGUCAUUGGGUGACAGCUUUGGAGCAGAGGGUCUUCAGCAGACAGAGUGGAUUCAUCUGGUCAUACGAUUUUAAAAGAGUGCUUCUAAGUAAUGGUUCCUUUUUAAAAGAGAAGUUUUACAUAUAAAUAUCAAGUGAAAGAAAUUGGGAACU